AUGGCGGCGGUGAAGGUUGUAGAGGACUGCGAGGAGGAGCAGCGGAGGAGGAGGGCACGGAGCGCCAUGGCCUUCAGGAGAAGCGAGUCGAACCUUGUCGGACUAAUGAGCAACAGCAGCCAGCAGCAGGGCGGGGAGGCGGCGCACAGUGUCAUCGGCCAGCCCCUGGAGACCCUCACGCAACCCAAGAGAUCAGGCUCCAUCCUUGUGGCCAAGGACACUGUGCUGCAGCACCAGGCGCAAGAGAUCGAGGACCUCAAGAAGUCGUCCUCCAAGUCUCUCGCUCGAGCCUGGGCGAAGAUCAGGGAGCAGGAGAACCUGAUUCAGAAGCUGCGCAACAAGAUCUCUCUCAUCGAGGCUGAGUCAGACCUGCUGAGGCAAAAACUGGACUUACGCAAACAGAAGCAACAGGAGCUGUCCACGUGGAUGAAGAUGAGCGGGAGGAACAGCAACAGCUCUGACUUCGAUGGCCAGUACACAAGCAAACACCACAAGAUGUUCAAGACGGACAACUAUGACGACAUCCCCAUCUGGCAGCAGUUGUACUUCCGUUUCCGGGAAUGCCAGACGAAGUCCCCGAGCCCUGCAGCUGCCGAGGAAACCAGAGUUUCCCCGAUGUGGAUCUUGUUCGAAAGAGCAUUGAGCAGGCAGAUGGAGGCUGACGACUUCAUCCUUGCGAUGAACAUGCUGUACAGUCAGUUUCAACAGAGUGCGAGGAACUCUUCACUGGUCGAGUUAUACAACCAGAUCUCCUGCCUCAACAAAGUGAUGACCUGCAUGAGCUCAAUGCUGGAGAUUCCAGGAAGCAUCAUGGAUCUUCCGCUCCUGACGAGCCGAAUGCUCGAGAUCGCGAUGGAUCUGUGUGCGGCGAGGUCAGGGCGGAUACUCUUCUUGGAAGGAGAUCACCUGGUGGUCAUGGCUGCGCUAUCCAAGUCAAAACAGGACGGGUACGUGGAUAUCGGUGUGAACAAUCGCCCGUUGCCCAUCGACGGGAUCGUUGGCAAAGUGUUGAAGCAGGGAAAGACGCUGAACUAUAAGAUGGGGAACGACCUUGCAGCUGACUUCAACAAGACGACAGACGUGAUUAUGGGGCAGGAAACCACCCCCUUCGUCUGCAGUCCCAUCCUUGAUGCCGACGGAAGCUUGCUGGGCUGCCUGCAGCUCUUCGACCACAUGACGGAGAAGAAGUUGCAGGAAGGCGACAGAAUCCUCAACUUCUUCAAUAAGGAGCUACAGGUAAACCGAGUCACUUGUGCAUCCAACGCCGAAUCUGAUCGCUCUUGCAUCAUGCAGAUACUUUGCGAGGAGUUUGCAAGAGUUUGCGGGAAGGAAUUCGAGCAGUGCAGAGCAUUCUCGGCGUCAUGGCGAGCACAGCAGCUCCUGCAGAGGUUCCUGAGGUUCACCAAGAUCGUCAGCAACUCCUCCGACUUUGUCUCUGUCCUCAAGAUGCUCAACGACAUGACGGUCAACGUCAUUUCAGUGGAUCAAUGCGGCAUCUUCUACCUCGACAAGGUUGCCAACGAGUUCCGCCUCCUCCACACCCUCUUCGACGACGAGAGCAUCACCCUGGGGCUGGAGCAGCGGGUACCCAACGACGGGAUCGGCCUCAUCUCUCUUGCCGCCCAGACGGCCAUGAUGAACACAACUAACGACGUGGGGAAGGAGUCCAAGUACUCUGCCACCCGCGACCUCCGUGGCACCACCGACUUGCCUGCUAGGGGGAUCUGCACUGUGCCGCUCAAGAACAUGUACGGGGAGGUGAGCUGCGUGUUCCAGGUCAGCAAACACAGCGUGCCCUGGACCCGCGCGGACGAAGACGUCAUCUCCACCAUGGAUCGAUCCGAGCAGCUCUUGGCCUCCACGUCAGUGACGAGGAGGAGUCGAACGAUCCGUCACACCAAGUCGGUUCAGCGGAGGAACAGCUCCACCUCCAUCACCGGCAUGAUCAAAGACUUCCAGCGCUCCAUGCAGGUGGAGAGCUUGCGACUGCUUGUUAUCAAGCAACCGGAUGAGAACCCUGAGGCCCCCGCUGACUCGUCCAAGGCCAAGAGCACGCUCGUGACCCUCGUCUCUGCAGGAAGAGAGUCGGGCAUGUCGAGGACGGCCUCCAUGGAGCAGGCAAGGGAAGCCCCGCCGAGCAUAGAGCAUUUUGUCGGGGAGGGCAUCACAGGGCAUGUGGCCGAGACUACUCAGUGCGUGCGAAGCAACGACGCCUUCGCGCACCCCUUCUUCAGCCCCACCUUCGACCGAGUCUUCCCGUCCCAAGUUUGCACCAACAUCUGCUGUGUCCCUGUCAUCUCCGAGGAAGACGCCACCACCAUCGCCGUGCUUGAGGCUCUCAACAAGACCCCUUGUUUCAGCGAGGAGGACGAAAUAGUUCUCAAGGUGUUUGCGAAACAGAUUGGCGUCUUUCUCAUGGACCGGGUGAUCGACAUGGAAGGGCUGAGCAAUCUGAUCUUUUAA
Molecule: messenger RNA, 2463 nt
Organism: Guillardia theta CCMP2712
Lineage: Eukaryota; Cryptophyceae; Pyrenomonadales; Geminigeraceae
Exons: 6
Coding region: 1-2463 (820 amino acids)
Molecular function (GO): protein binding
Source: RefSeq, a predicted model, not a curated record